AUGACAAACAUCAACUUAGGAAACAUCACAUUGCGAAUGUCAGCACUCACCCCCUCAGGAAACAGCAACAACGACCCAGCGGUGAACGGGUCAUUGACCACCAACACCACAGGGAAUGCGGAAAUAGAUAAACGUAAAGAGACGGAGACCGACAAAAACAAGGAUACAAGUCAGUCGGCAAAUUCUAGCGGCACAGGUGCCAAAGGAAAAGAAGCCAACCCACCUGAAAAGACAAUCACGUCCAACCAGGGGAACAAGCAAAAAGGGAAAGAACAACCAGAGAAAAACUCGGAAGAGCAACCAUCUUCAACACAAAAAAGCCACUCCAAAAAGCGCGAUAACAUUGAAGAUUCGAUUUCUAGAAUGGAACGAGAUUUCUGCGAAUAUUUCGGAGCAGCACCUCCCAAACUCCCUAAAAUCAAGAAGAUCCAACGUGUCGAAGAAAACCAGACACAAGGACCCAACCAAGCUACCCCUUCCAAAGACUCUCCGUUCGAUUUUGACGAAGAAACAAGGAAGAAAAAACUCGAAGAAGCAUACGCUAGGUUGGAAGAGAUCAACAAGAUGAAAGAAGAAUUGCAGACAAUAAUUAACUUGAUCAAAAGCCAAGAGAAAUCGGCGAUAGACCUCACCGAUUCUCAUACAGACAAGACGCACAGCCCCAACUCCUCAUCUGCACUCGUAGAAGGUGGUCUGUCCUUCGAUCUCACGAAAGCUCCAGACGCAAGCUCAUUCAGUCUGCCAAUUUAUUUCCACAAGAACAUGCAAGCAUUGCAAGGUUCCCUACCGCUCACGGUGUUUAACAAAUCUUGGCAACAAGCGGCGAGCGAUACACACACAGAGUACAAAAAAUCCGAUAAAGACAAUGAUAAGUACAGAGGACACCCUGUCCCAAGUGAAUGGACUCAGUCUCGCUACAACUGGACCGAAAACAUGGACAACCUCAUCACCACCUGUAGAGAAGUCUACAAAUACAUCGGUUUUGCAGACUCCAUGGAAAUCCACAAGAAGAGGGUCAUGACAAUCUUCAAACAGCAACGUAGCUGGGUAGUGGCCUUCCGAUAUGAUCUCACAGUAAGGAAAGCGGUUUUCGCAAUCAGAAACCCGGGAGCAAGCGUCCCAAACCCGGCUCUAGAACCCACAGGCUUACUGGACGAAAUCUACUAUUCAGCCAGAGCCCAAAACGACCUAGUGACCUCUGAUAACCCUUACAGAACUGGAGGCCCCAAAUUCGGUAAAAACCCAUAUUCAGACAUAACAACAGAUCUACCAACAUCCCAAGCUUCGUACCAAGCCAAUUCCCAGGCUAGCUCGUCUUCAGGACCUCAGAGAGUCACUCCAUAUACCAAAGGACCGAGUUUGUACGGAAACUACAAGGGUCGAAACUUCAACGCCAACUACAAAAGGCCAGAGACAGGAAAGAAAGAUUAUAAAGGAAAAGGAAAAGAAAAGAAAGAGUAG
Molecule: messenger RNA, 1461 nt
Organism: Melampsora larici-populina 98AG31
Lineage: Eukaryota; Fungi; Basidiomycota; Pucciniomycetes; Pucciniales; Melampsoraceae
Exons: 3
Coding region: 1-1461 (486 amino acids)
Source: RefSeq, a predicted model, not a curated record